Urocitellus parryii (Arctic ground squirrel) is the source of this 2499-nucleotide messenger RNA. RefSeq names its product junctophilin 3 (gene Jph3). Gene Ontology annotation, biological process: regulation of synaptic plasticity. The record is from RefSeq and is a predicted model, not a curated record. Gene Ontology annotation, cellular component: junctional membrane complex; plasma membrane; endoplasmic reticulum membrane. NCBI's taxonomy places the organism in Eukaryota, Metazoa, Chordata, Mammalia, Rodentia, Sciuridae.
GGUCCUGUCUCCAGCGGGAGCGCGAGACGCUGGUCAGGCUCCGCGGCGCCGCGGAAAAUGAGCACUCGCCCCCGUUGACUCGAGUCGCCGCGCCGGCCGCGCCGCGCUGCCUUCUCCAUUGCUCCCCGAAAAGCGAAUCAAAACAAAAAGCCAGCAGCCAACCAAGACUCCGGCUCGUCGCUCGCCUUGUUUUUUUCACCGCCUGCGGGAUUCGCGAGCCGCGUUACAUGCAUGUCCAGUGGGGGUAGGUUUAAUUUUGACGAUGGAGGGUCCUACUGCGGAGGCUGGGAGGACGGCAAGGCGCACGGCCAUGGCGUCUGCACCGGCCCCAAGGGCCAAGGCGAAUACACCGGCUCGUGGAGCCACGGCUUCGAGGUGCUGGGCGUCUACACCUGGCCCAGCGGCAACACGUACCAGGGCACUUGGGCGCAGGGCAAGCGCCACGGCAUCGGCCUGGAGAGCAAGGGGAAGUGGGUGUACAAGGGCGAGUGGACGCACGGAUUUAAGGGGCGCUACGGGGUGCGGGAGUGCACGGGCAACGGGGCCAAAUACGAAGGGACCUGGAGCAACGGGCUGCAGGACGGCUAUGGCACGGAGACCUACUCGGAUGGAGGGACGUACCAGGGCCAGUGGGUCGGYGGCAUGCGCCAAGGCUAUGGUGUGCGGCAGAGCGUCCCCUAUGGCAUGGCGGCAGUGAUCCGCUCGCCCCUGAGGACGUCCAUCAACUCCCUGCGCAGCGAGCACACCAACGGCACCGCGCUGCACCCGGACGCCUCCCCGGCGGUGGCCGGCAGCCCGGCCGUGUCCCGGGGCGGCUUCGUGCUGGUGGCUCACAGCGACUCCGAGACCCUCAAGAGCAAGAAGAAGGGGCUGUUCCGGCGCUCACUGCUCAGCGGGCUGAAGCUGCGCAAGUCCGAGUCCAAGAGCAGCCUGGCCAGCCAGCGCAGCAAGCAGAGCUCCUUCCGCAGCGAGGCRGGCAUGAGCACGGUCAGCUCCACCGCCAGCGACGUCCACUCCACCAUCAGCCUGGGCGAGGCYGAGGCCGAGCUGGCGGUCAUCGAGGACGACAUCGAUGCCACCACCACGGAGACCUACGUGGGCGAGUGGAAGAACGACAAGCGGGCGGGCUUUGGCGUGAGCCAGCGCUCGGACGGGCUCAGGUACGAGGGCGAGUGGGCCAGCAACCGGCGGCACGGCUACGGCUGCAUGACCUUCCCCGACGGCACCAAGGAGGAGGGCAAGUACAAGCAGAACAUCCUCGUGAGCGGCAAGCGCAAGAACCUCAUCCCGCUGCGCGCCAGCAAGACCCGCGAGAAGGUGGACCGGGCGGUGGAGGCGGCCGAGCGGGCAGCCACCAUCGCCAAGCAGAAGGCCGAGAUCGCAGCGUCCAGGACCUCCCACUCGAGGGCCAAGGCUGAGGCCGCCCUCACCGCGGCUCAGAAAGCGCAGGAGGAAGCCCGGAUCGCCAGGAUCACUGCCAAAGAGUUCUCUCCUUCCUUCCAGCACCGGGAGAACGGGCUGGAGUACCAGAGGCCGAAGCACCAGGGCUCCUGCGAUGACAUCGAGGUGCUGUCCACCGGCACACCGCUGCAACAGGAGAGCCCCGAGCUGUACCGCAAGGGCACCACCCCUUCAGACCUGACCCCGGAUGACAGCCCGCUGCAGAGCUUCCCUGCCAGCCCCGCAGCUACGCCUCCGCCGGCCCCCUCCAGGAGCAGGGCGGCCCACUUCUCACGACAGGUCUCAGUGGACGAGGAGCGAGGCGGGGACAUCCAGAUGCUCCUGGAGGGCCGGGGAGGGGACUACACCCGGAACAGCUGGGGUGAGGAGAAGGCAGGGGGCUGCAGGGGUGUUCGCAGCAGCGCCCUGCGCAGCAGCCAAGGCACCGAGGACUUCCGCACCCGGGGCGCGGGCCACAAGCAGCCCGGGAACCCCAAGCCCCGGGAGCGGCGGACGGAAUCCCCCCCAACAUUCUCGUGGACUUCCCACCACCGGGCGGGCAACCCUGGCUCCGGGGGUGCCAAGCUGCAGGAGCCCGACGAGGAGCAGCUGAGCAACUACAAGCUGGAGAUGAAGCCCCUGCUGAGGAUGGACUCCUGCACACCAGAGCCGCACCCCCAGAGGAGACGCCACGGCCGGGGCGCGGGGGGCGACCGGCGCUCCGAGGACAGGGGCUUCGGGCUGCAGAGACUGAGGUCCAAGUCCCAGAACAAGGAGAACCUGCGGCCGGCCUCCUGCGGGGAGCCUACCGUGCAGAAGCUGGAGAGCCUGCGGCUGGGGGACCGGCCUGAGCCCCGGCUGCUGCGCUGGGACUUGACCUUCUCCCCACCCCAGAAGUCUUUGCCUGUCGCACUGGAGUCCGAUGAGGAGAACGGGGAUGACCUCAAGUCCAGCACAGGCUCAGCUCCCAUCCUGGUGGCCAUGGUGAUCCUGCUCAACAUUGGAGUCGCCAUCCUGUUCAUCAACUUCUUCAUCUGAGAGACUGUCCCGCUCGCAGAA